GCUUUUAUUCGAAAUUUUUUAAAAUUUAGUUACAGGAAAAUGGCGCGCAUGCGCCGUGUGUACCAUGUGAUGCCUUCGGGGAGUUGGCGAAUAAAAACUUCGAACGAAAGUAUAUAAAACAUGGAGACUGUUACUGCAUCUUCACCUCAGAUCAACUUUGCCCCGCCAGGCACAGUAACUGCGGCCCAGACAACAACAGUUAGUCAUCCUACAGCAGUAAACCUCAUCACACAAGACCAAAGCAAAGGCCUUACUUAUAUCGUUGACCCAAGCCAAGCACAACACAUCCAAAUGUUCACCCCAGAUCAGCGUUUUGUUGCCAACUCUGUGGAAUACAAUCCUGUCACUGGAACGCUAACAACAAGCGCUAUCCCGAACGGUAACCCACAGCUAACAGUUGUGAGUACAAAUGUUGUUAUCCUAUAUUUCUGUAAACGUUGUUUUAUCCUAUAUAUAUCCUAUCAAAAGUUUCGGUUUUCACGUAGUAAACAAAGGCCCGCAUGAGACAAGUACUUCAAAACGAACAUUCUCUUUCGUCUUCGAGUUUAAGAACCUAUAUCUCAGCAAGAAAUGGCUAUGUUUUGAACAGUUUUACAGCUCCAGACAGCCAAACGUUGUGUUUCUAUUGAAUUGUAAUCAAAACAUGGAACAGGUUAAAGAAUUUUAACCAAAAUCGGAGAACCAAUCGAGGCAUUCGCUUCGUCUUCGAUGUUCGCUCAUUGGUCGAAUGUCGCCUUGUGUGAAAUGUACCAAUCCAAGUCCGUCUUAAACUUCAUUGGACGAUCUUUGUUUUGCUCUCAUCAAGCGAUGAAUCAUAAAAAUCGAGUCAAAUUUAGUGCACAAAUUUAAGUCAUUUUCAUUAUUUUUAUACUCUUUGUGUCGUGCGAUACGUAUAUAGGCUGUGUGGCAGCUGGCCAAACAAAAAUUGCUUUCUUGUUUAUCUCGUAUUAAAAUCUACAAGUUCCUAUAAAGAACCUCUACUUUUUUAUACGUUGCACAAAUUGGGAAGUUUUACUUGAUUAGAAACCUUCAUUGAGAUAUAUUACAGGGUUUUAUAAUAUUUGGACGUAAAAUUUAAAAAUAUUAAUAUCAAGAGGUAAAAUAUUAAUGAUAGCGGAGGCCAUUAUAAAAGCACACGUUGCUCAUAUUCCAAUAAGCGCCUACAGCUGCAAAUGAUGGGUCUAAAGUAUGCAUUAUAUCCAGGGUGUUCGCCAGAAGUAAAAAAAUCCGCGUUUUGUACCUGAAAUUGGGAAAUUUAUUUUAGCCGCAUUUUGGAAGUAGUUUUGGGCAAAUGUAGUUAUAAACAUGUUUUUAAUGGCGUAUUAACAACAUUGAAUUUCUAUAACUAUUUUUUGCUGACCCAAAUUGGGAAAUUGCGACCUCAAGGUAAUUGGGAAAACCGCGUUUAAUUAACGCGGAAUUUUUGACUGUAGCUAACACCCUGGUAUCAGGUAGUUUUUUUCUUCAUUUGUGAAGCAUUUUGGCCCAAAUGUGAACAGCUUCCUUGGAACAAUAUAUAGAUAACAUAUAAAGCAUUACCGGUACUAGAUGGUAUCCUGUUAGCCAGAAAUCGCAAGGCCUAAAAAAAAUACUGUGGUUCCGGUUUCCUGACCGACCCUAUUUUUUUCUGCUGACCCUAUUAUUUUUUCAAUGCAAUCGACCGUGCAAACCUGUUUUCUCCAGGUGGUUGCGGGCUGCUGAAAAUUGCCCAGCAAAAAAACCCCAGCCAAAAUCAUGAAAAAAAAUAUGCAAAAAAAAAUUUUAUUUCCUACCUACCCUAUUUUUUCAUGAUAUGAAACAGGAACCACAGAUAUUUUUUUAGGCCCAAUGCCAUUAUUGAACCCAAAAUUGUGAACUCAAGGAAUUGAACACACACCAAAUUUGACCAGUUCCAUUUGUUCACACAAAGAAAUUGUACAAUUCAUCUGUUUCAUGCUUCGUAUGGGAUGGAGAAAUCUACUUCUGAUAAUAGUAAACAAACUAGGGCACCAAAAGGAGGAGAAGGGUUAGUUUUCCAGUUCCUCCAUGGGGAAGGUGUGGAUGAUUUUUUGGAAUGACUCGGUGUGGACCCUCGUAAGAGUCCACCUUUCUGAAGCUCUCACUAUUUAUUACAUAGCUUAUAUUAUAUUCGGUAUGUUUCUAAUAGCCUCUUGCUGCACAACGUCUGCCGGUUGCCAUGGAAACUUUGGAUGAACCAUUAUAUGUAAAUGCGAAACAAUACCACAGAAUUAUCAAACGACGACAGGCAAGAGCGAAACUUGAAGCUGAAGGCAAAAUUCCCAAGACACGAAAGGUACACAAUUUGUAGCCUUAUGAAUAAUAAAACACUUUCCCCUUAAUGAGUACCGUAUAAGGACCUAUAUAAAGAGGCUGGCAUUAGAUAAAGCAAACAAUGGUUCUAUCAUCAUGUUUUGUUACAUUAAUCAGGUUAGGUGUUUUUAUUGGGAUCAAAAUCAAAGUGAAAUAUAUUUGUGUAUGUGUGACACUGACACAUGAGGUCAUGUGACAUUAGCAUCCACUUCAGUGAAUAAUUUAUUAACUAGUAUUCGUUUUAAAGUUCUAUGUAACUGUUUCCUAGAAAUACCUCCAUGAGUCUCGGCACAUGCACGCAUGUCGGCGGCGGCGGAGUGGCGGCGGUAGGUUUGUUACAAAACCUGGAGACCUUAAUAUGCCUACCAUGGCAAAUGAUGCUUCGAGCAUUGAGCUUGGAAACCAAAACAGAACAGAAGGGUAAGUAUAUCAAUUGUCAGCUUUCCCACAACGUUGGAGAAAUCUCAGACUGAAUUGUGAACAAGCACGUUUUUAUGAGCCUAUAGAUUUUAUUUCACACAAUGUCCUAAUUAGCCUGUUCUUUGCCAGUCAACAACUCCAUGAUUAAUCAGUAAUAUGUUAAGUUAUAAGUAAUUUUAUUCUGAAAAUAGAUUUCUAAUCCCAGUUUCCUUGACGCUUAUCUGUUUAAAGGCCCAUUUCCACUCAAGAAAAAUUUCCACAGACAAAAAAUCUUCCGAAAAUAUCAUUGUUAAAAGUUGAAAAUUUUCAACUUCAGAGUGUUUUUCUGACGGAAAAUUUGUAUCAGCCAAUCACAUUUUACAAAAUUUUCUUUCUGCGGAAAACUUUCUUGAGUGGAAAUGAGCCCUAACACUAUAGACUGACUCACUGACAUCCAGUCUGACUGCAGGUAGAGAUACUAUAAAUCCUCUAUUGAGCCCCAUGAAGAGGAGUAUUGCAGACACAUUUAGGGAUGCUUUUUAGAAGCACAAGGAAAAUUUUUAAAGUUCCAUUAAUGGUUUUUGAAUGACUUUUAAUGAUUUACCAUUUAUACUAUCAAUGGAUGAACUGAUUGGUUAUUAUAGAUUUCCCAUAUAUGGGAAAUUAGUAAAAACCAUGUUUAAUAUUUACAAUUGGUAUUUUCCUGUGCACAGGAAACAAAUAAAGUACUAUUAAUGGUAAGUAUUAAACAUGUUUUUUUUUAUUAAUUUACCAUAUGGGAAAUCUAUAAUGACCAAUAAUAGUAAGAGUUCAGUUUUUUCAUUCAAAAACCCAUAUUAUAAUGUCUAUAAUGGAAAGUUCAUUUUUUCCCCUGUUAAGGCCAUGUUACACGGUGCAAUUUUUCUUGCAACUUGCAAUGCAAUUCUACUCUUGAGAGAUGUAAAAUUGCCAAAUACCAGUCUUUAUUACACUCCGCUGAUGUUUUCUCUACACGGCAAAAAACGCCGAGCCCGUUGCUCAACAGGACUGAACAAUGUUUUGCUGCCCACGUUGUUCAUAGCUGUCAACAAUAUUGAACAAUGUUGUUGAGCCUGAAUCGGGUGUAACAAUAUUGUUCAAUGUUGUUGACAGCUAUGAACAAUGUGGGCAGCAAAACAUUGUUCAAUCCUGUUUCAUCAGUAUUGCAUCAACCUGUGCGUUUUUUGCCGUGUAUGUGUUUUCUCAACAUAUCGAAAAUUCUUCACUGAUAUCACUAAUUAACAUCUCUCAAGAGUAGAAUUGCAUUGCAAGUUGCAAGAAAAAUUGCACUGUGUAACAUGGCCUUUAGAGGGGGCUUCUCUUAGAGAAAUAAAACUAGCAUGAAAUUCCUGUCAAACUAACAAAUCUAUCUAUUAAAAAAUUAAUAAAUACAGCCAUUACAUAUACAUGUUUCUUUAUUAUAAAGGAAAUGGGAAGGGCUUAAUGUCUUUCUCUGAAAGUGGGAGCCUUGUUAGAGAGAGAGCAAAAUUUAAGAUAAUUGCUAUGUAAGGUUAGCUUAUUAACUGUAUGUUGUGUGUUUUUUUUGUAAAUGUUUUAGGCAUUCUGUCGACGUAGCCAGUCUACAGACUCAAGUGACCAAUGCUGACCAAGUUUUGAUGUCACAUCCAAACACUUAGUUAUAGUGAGAACAUGGAGGAUAAAUGUAUAUAUUGAUAAUAUAUGAAAUAUUUAUUACUUUUCGUACAAGAACAUUGCUUGUAAGCAUAAGAAAAGAACAAUUAUGUGACUACAUAAUAUGAUCAGAUAUGUUCAAGUACUUUGCUGCAGCAAUAUGGUAACUAAGGUGUAGAAAUGUAGAAGUCAAGAACGAAUUGUCAGGAUUUUCUUAUGACUAUGGAAGAACUCAUCACAUGACGGUAACGUUACCCUAAUGCAAGAACCGAGCAAUCAAGUUGCUUUUGUCGUUGGACUCCUGAUGAUGGUACAUUAGAUGAUAGGAUACAAUAGAGAAACGUUUCCCACUUGCUUUGUGGAUGGUUUUGUUGUUUUUAGGAAUUGUUUCGUUUUCCGUUUAUGGUCGGAAUCAGGAAUGUCGUUUUUGCCACAGCGCAGCUGCAAGGCAAUAUAAAGAGUAAAUCACUUAUUAUGUUAAAUCUGUAAUGUACAGUUAUUCUUUUUACAUAUAAAGAAAGAAAGAAGUUAAAUGAAAUUCGACUCUGCGUUUGCUGUUGUCCUCAAACAUGAAGCUUAAAACUCGUAAAGCCGCCUGCACGGGACGAGCGAACUCUUUGAUCAUGCGCUGUAGCUGUCCAGCUUGACAUUUUUAAAUCUGCUUUACGGGUGGAGCGAGCCAGAUACUGUAGAACGUCCAUUAUACCGCAACAGCUUUGGCCCACUGUUUUCGCCAGAGUAGCAAAAAAUAAAAUUUGCUGGAUUCUGCUGUGAGCUAGACGUGCUCGCGCGACUCGAGAUUUCUCGUCCCGCGCAGGUGAAGCGAUCACAAUGUUUUUC
Messenger RNA from Paramuricea clavata, 5199 nucleotides. NCBI's taxonomy places the organism in Eukaryota, Metazoa, Cnidaria, Anthozoa, Malacalcyonacea, Plexauridae. The record is from the annotation of a GenBank genome assembly.